CCCCAGAGCCCACCACCUCUCUCUCUUUAAUCUCUUCAUCAUAUACACACACAUAUAAAAAACACACUCACUCAAACACAAAUUAAAACCUCUCCAUUGCUAACUAAUUUUAGUUAUCAGUGCACAUAUAAUCAAAUGGUGAAGAAGGUGCUGCCAAAGGGUUGCAUGGCCAUCAGGGUUGGUAACAAAGAAGACCAACAGCAACGCUUUGUUGUGCCAGUGAAGUACUUGAACCAUCCUUUGUUUGCCAACCUUCUGAAGGAGGCUGAAGAUGAGUAUGGCUUCCAACAUAAUGGAGCCAUCACCAUCCCCUGCCACGUCGAUGACUUCCGUAACGUCCGCCGUCUCAUUGACCGUGAAAACUCCUCCGCCGCCUCUGCCACCCACCACCACCACCACCACCAUCAUCACCAUCACCAUCAUCAUCAUCAUCUUCCACUCGCUGGAUGUUUCAGAGCUUGAUGGAGUAUUAACUGAUUAAUCCACCAUGCAUGCAACCCUAGCUAUAUAUCAUGUUCUUCAGGAGAACUAUAUAUAUAUGUUUUUGUGUAUUUUCAUGCAUGCUCAUGUUACUAGUGUGUGUGCUUUUUUCUUUUUUUCUUUUUUCCUUUUUUAGAUAAUAUAUAUAUGUAUAUUAUAUGAUGAACCGAAGGUUUGCUUACUCUUUAUAUAUAUG
Molecule: messenger RNA, 676 nt
Organism: Dioscorea cayenensis subsp. rotundata (Guinea yam)
Lineage: Eukaryota; Viridiplantae; Streptophyta; Magnoliopsida; Dioscoreales; Dioscoreaceae
Product: auxin-responsive protein SAUR32-like
Exons: 1
Coding region: 136-462 (108 amino acids)
Biological process (GO): response to auxin
Source: RefSeq, a predicted model, not a curated record